Aspergillus pseudonomiae is the source of this 1493-nucleotide messenger RNA. RefSeq lists its product as uncharacterized. The transcript has a single exon. Lineage: Eukaryota; Fungi; Ascomycota; Eurotiomycetes; Eurotiales; Aspergillaceae. The coding region runs from base 256 to 1452 and encodes 398 amino acids. Gene Ontology annotation, molecular function: gamma-glutamylcyclotransferase activity. The record is from RefSeq and is a predicted model, not a curated record.
AAGCACGGUCCCUUAGAAAUCCGAUCCGAAUCGGCAUUCGUUCGCUCCGCGUCCCGACUCCUAACAUUCAUCUAUGGACAAAACAGGCGACCAAGUGUUUACGUGGAAGGAGAAGCAUGAUAUUCAGCAUGAUGAUUGGUCUACUUAUUUUCCGACACGAGGUUGACUAACUCAUAAGUUCCAGCGCCCACGCUGUGCAGCUGAGGUUUCCUAUAUCUCAAUUUUUCCAUUCAACUUAUUAUAGGUUAUCUCGAAAUGGGUGUAUCAUAUCCUGAAAAUCCGCUCAAGGAAGACGGCGCUGAGGUUGUCGUUCCUCCCUCAUCAACGGGUGGGAUGUUCGAACGGUUAUGGGAACUGAUUCCCCGAGGCGGCAGCAAGAAUUUAGCAUCCGAAGCGACGAGUUGUCACCUUCCCGAGACAACGUCUACCAGACGGCGAGCAUCAGUCGCGGAGCACUCGCUCGAAAGAGAUGAACACCUUUCCGAACACCUGCCUGAAUUUCCCAGCCGACACGAUGAUCAAAGCAAACCAUCUCCUCCACAGGAAACCGUCCUAUACCUGGCCUACGGCUCAAACUUGGCUUCGAAAACAUUCCUAGGGAUGCGUGGCAUUCGGCCCCUCUCUCAGAUCAACGUCAUUGUUCCCGAAUUACGAUUAACCUUCGAUCUUCCUGGACUGCCAUACAUCGAGCCUUGCUUCGCAGCGAGUCAAUUCCGCGACGCCUCAUGCAAGGGAACGGAUACAGACCAUAUCACAGAUAAUGAAUUGGAAGGCGAUCUGGCAUCGGAAAAAACAGUGCUCAUUUCCCAACGAGAGCACGAUUAUCUACCCGACGAUCCUCUCGUCGGUGUUGUGUAUGAGGUCACCCUUACCGAUUAUGCUCGCAUUAUAGCGACAGAAGGAGGUGGGAAUGGAUACAAGGACAUCGUUAUAGAUUGCUAUCCAUUUUCCGAAUCUUACGACCCAACUCAGCCCAUUCCAGACUGUCCAGAAUCGAAACCAUUCAAAGCACAUACCCUUCUCGCACCUGUCACGAACCUAGACGAGAUAUCUCGGCGCGCUUAUGCGCAGCGAACACACUCAUUUGUCCCUCGAUCUGGGCCCGCUGUGCGGAAGCCUGGGUACUCCCAGCCAUCCGCUCGCUACCUCAACUUGAUCCUCACAGGGGCAGCCGAGCAUAAUCUUCCUAUCUCUUAUCGGGCACAUCUUUCUCGAGUGCCAACAUAUCGUAUUACAACUGUUCGUCAAAAGAUGGGCAGGUCGAUAUUUCUAGUGACAUGGGGUCCACUUAUGCUUCUGGUGCUCACACUCUCAAGGACUCUAGCUGGUCCGGAUGGUCGUAGUCCGCAAUGGUUGAUGAAGCUGUCGGAUAUCAUAGGAACCGUGAUGUGGGGUUCUUACGAAUUCAUAUUUCGACCACUUUUUGGAGAUGGUGAACGAACUAUGGAGUAGGGAACAUGGUUAAAUUUCCAAUAUAUAUAUAUAUAUAUAUA